Molecule: messenger RNA, 18699 nt
Organism: Dromaius novaehollandiae (emu)
Lineage: Eukaryota; Metazoa; Chordata; Aves; Casuariiformes; Dromaiidae
Gene: CUBN
Product: cubilin
Exons: 67
Coding region: 51-10943 (3630 amino acids)
Molecular function (GO): calcium ion binding
Source: RefSeq, a predicted model, not a curated record
GUUCAGCACGGGAGGUUUCACUUCAAUCUCAGGGCCGUGGGUGGAGAGCCAUGCUUUGGCCUGCUUCUGUUCCUGGGCUUUUAAUUGUAUUAUUAUUACUCUCUGGAUUGAGCUGGGAAUCAAACCGCUAUGAAAAAGAGAGGCAGAAAAGAGACAUCUAUAAUGAACAGCCUCGUUUGUCCUCGGAGCAGGGUAACUUAGUUUUCCAUACUGGCUCCAGCAAAAAUAUUGAAUUUAGAACUGGACCACUGGGGAAAAUAAAAAUUAAUGAAGAAGACCUUGCAGAGCUUUUUAGUCAGGUGAGACAAAAUACUGUUGAUAUUCAAGAACUUAAAAAAGGCAUUGAUGCCUCUCAGAACGUGUCACAUCAGGUUGCUUUGCUGAAUUCCAAGGUUGUGGAUCUUGACAUCAAACUUCAAAGCUUAGAGCAGACUAUCCGAAGGAAAGCGUGCAGUAGCAACCCCUGUCAGAACUCAGGGACCUGCAUGAACUUGCUGGAUGAUUUCUUUUGCCUCUGUCCCAGCAACUGGCAGGGCCUGCUCUGUUCAGUGGAUGUUGAUGAAUGCCAGAUUUAUGCUGGAACAGCAUUAGGCUGCCAGAAUGGAGCUACAUGUGUGAACACACCAGGCAGCUAUAGCUGCUCCUGUACUCCAGAAACCUACGGGCCUCACUGUGCCUUGAAAUUCGAUGACUGCCAGGGAGGAUCUGAGACUCUCUGUGAGCACGGCAUCUGCGUAGAUGCAGAGAGGGAUCAGGCUAACACGCCCAAGUACCACUGCAUCUGUGACGUGGGCUGGAUGUCGCCUCCAGGCAGCCCUGCCUGCAGCGCCGACUUGGAUGAAUGCAGCCUCCCGAACCGCCCGUGCUCGCAGAAUCCGCCUGUGCAGUGCCACAACACGCUUGGCUCCUACAUGUGUGGGCCCUGCCCCGCAGGCUGGCAAGGAAACGGCUACAGUUGCCAAGACAUUGAUGAGUGUGAAAGUAAUAAUGGAGGCUGCUCAACAGCACCAAUGGUUCAGUGUAUCAACACAAUGGGAUCCUUUCACUGUGGGCUCUGUCCACCAGGUUAUGAGGGAGAUGGACAAACAUGUACCCAGGUUGAUAUCUGCUCAAUGAGUAAUGGAGGGUGCCAUCCUUUGGCAACUUGUACCUCUGGUCCAGGGGCAAUGCCAUUUUGUUCCUGCACGUCUGGGUACACGGGGAGUGGAUAUGGGCCAAACGGGUGCUCCCCUCUCAGUGAUAUCUGUCAGCUGCAAAACCCUUGCACAAAUGGACAGUGUUUGGCAACGAUCUCCGGAUAUUUCUGUGUGUGCAAUGGGGGCUGGACGGGCACUAACUGCACGGAGAGUAUCGACGAGUGCGCUAGCAACCCGUGCCAGAAUGGGGGCAGCUGCACCGAUGGGGUCGGCGGGUACUCGUGCGAGUGCACCAGUGCCUGGACGGGGCCGCAGUGCCAGCAUGCCCAACAUGUUUGUGGAGGAUACCUCUCGGGCUCCAGAGGGACCUUCAGUUACCCCAACAACCCAAGCAGCCAGCGGUAUGAUAAUGGAGUCAGCUGUGCUUGGGUUAUUCAAACUGAUCCUAACAAGAUUCUGCAUAUUAGUUUCCUGUUCUUCCAACUGGAGGCAAGUAAUGACUGCAGCUCCGACUUCCUUCAAAUUCAUGAUGGGUCGUCAGCAUCAGCACACAUGCUGGGGAAAUACUGUGGCUCCUCGCCUCCUGCAGAGCUUUCCAGUUCCCACCACUCCCUGUAUUUUUGGUUCUAUUCAGACCACACCAUUACAGCUGGAGGUUUCACCAUUCAGUGGGAAUCUCGGGAUCCUGAAUGUGGUGGUGAACUGACAGAUACUUAUGGCUCCAUAAGCUCUCCAGGAUACCCGGGUAACUAUCCUAUUAACAGAGACUGUCUCUGGACCAUCUCAACCAGUCCCGGCCUCCUCAUCACAUUUGCUUUUGGCACACUAAGCCUAGAACACCAUGAAAAUUGCAGCUAUGACCAUCUAGAGAUUCGAGAUGGUCUCCUUCCACAAGACCCAGUCCUCGGUAAAUACUGUAGCACUGGCUCUCCACCCCCACUCCAAACCACUGGCCCGUACGCAUGGAUUCACUUUCACUCUGAUGACGCAGUUACUGAUAAAGGCUUCCAUAUUGUCUAUACGACAUCACCUGCAGAUACAAAUUGCGGAGGAAAUUACACAGAUAGCGAAGGGGUUAUCAUGUCCCCUUUCUGGCCUAAUCCUUAUAUUAACAACCGACAAUGUAUCUACAUUAUCAGACAACCAGAGGAUGAAAAAAUAUACCUCAACUUCACCCACAUGGAGCUGGAGAAUCACACUGGUUGUUCAUCGAAUUACAUUGAGGUCCGAGAUGGUGACAGUGAGAUGUCUCCUCUUAUUAAUAAAUUCUGUCAUAGUACAAUUCUAUCUCCAAUCACUUCUACUAGCAACAGUCUCUGGAUCAAGUUCAAGUCUGAUGCUUCUGUGCAAAGGGCUAGCUUCAGAGCUGUUUAUCAAGUUGCCUGUGGAGGCUCCCUGUCUGGAGCAGGUACCAUUCAUUCACCUUACUACCCCAGGACAUCCUCUCACCUGAAGACCUGUGAGUGGAUCAUCUCCCAGUCAGAUGGCAAAGUGGUGAUUCUUAACUUCAUCGACUUUGACAUUCGAAAUACAACCACCUGUGACUCGGACUAUGUUGAGGUCAGAGAUGGCAACAACACAGACUCUACUCUUCUGGAGAAAUACUGCGGUACAGUCGUACCAUCUCGAGUGCAGUCUACACGGAGCUAUCUCUAUGUCAAAUUCAGAGCUUCCUCCCUUACAAACCUUGGCUUCAGAGCUGAGUACUGGCCAUUAGAUACCGUGUGUGGAGAGGCUCUCACUGGACCAGAAGGAACUAUUACAAGCCCUGGUCAUCCAGCUGUCUACCCACAUGGUAUUAACUGUACCUGGACUAUCAACAUUCAGCCUGGCUACCUUAUCCGCCUGACGUUCACUUCAUUUAACCUGGAAUUUGAUUAUAGUUGCAGAAAGGAUUAUCUUGAAAUAUAUGACAACAGCACUGUGCAAAAAUUGGGAAGGUACUGUGGAAGAUCAAUUCCACCAUCGCUCACUAGUGGUAGCAACAUCAUGACGCUGUACUUUGUGACUGAUCACAGCGUUGCCUCUGAGGGCUUCUCAGCUAAUUAUAUCUCCCUGGAUGCAUCAAAAGUGUGCUCACACCAAUACAGUAGUGAAACCGGCACGCUAACAUCUCCAAACUAUCCAAAUAACUACCCUGUCCGGACAGAGUGCAUAUACAGCAUCACAGUGGGAAUAAACAAACAAAUUGUGCUGAACUUCACUGACUUCACCUUGGAGGGGAACAAACGCUGUACAGAAGAUUAUGUAGAAAUCAGAGAUGGAGGUUACGAAACUUCCCCUCUUCUUGAAAAAUACUGUGGUACAGAUCUGCCUCCCAUUAUAAUCUCUCAUGGUAACAAGCUGUGGAUAAAGUUUGUAAGUGAUGUGUUUGGCACAAGAAGGGGAUUUUCAGCACACUGGGAUGGUACAUCAGCAGGUUGUGGUGGGACUUUGACAGCAACAUCUGGCAUCUUCAUGUCUCCCAACUACCCUAUGCCAUAUUACCACAACUCAGAGUGCUACUGGUUGCUGAGGGGGAACCGAGGGACCCCAUUCGAAAUCCAGUUUGAACAGUUCCAUCUAGAGGAUCACCCAAAGUGCAACUUCGAUUACCUUGCAGUAUUUGAUGGUAACAGCAGCAAUGCCAGGCAGCUAGGUAAAUUCUGUGGGAGUCAGAUACCACAACUCAUCCGCUCCAGUGGAGACAGCGUGUAUGUGAAACUAAGGACAGACAGCAGUUUGCGAGGUGGAGGGUUUUUUGCUGAAUACAAACAGGUUUGCCAUGAAGUACUGACUGUUAAUCGUAGCCAUGGCAUCUUGGAAAGUUUAAAUUAUCCAAAUAAUUACCCGUUAAAUGAACGUUGCAACUGGACCAUCCAAACUACAAAGGGGAACACACUCAAUUAUAGCUUCACAGCCUUUGAUUUAGAAAGUGCAUCUGACUGUAACCUUGACUACCUGAAGCUCUAUGAUGGGCCUGAUGCACAGUCCAACCUGAUAGGCACCUUCUGUGGACAGUCUCUUCCCCCGGCAGGGAACACCACAGGAACCAGCCUCCAUGUGGUGUUGUACUCUGAUGGACUGAACGCAAGAAGUGGGUUCCAGAUGCUGUGGCAUAUUAAUGGUUGUGGAGGAGAACUCUCUGGCCCUUCUGGAUCAUUUCACAGCCCUGGCUACCCCAACAGCUACCCAAGCAAUAGGGAAUGCAUCUGGUACAUUCGCACAGCACCCAGUAGCAGCAUUCAACUCACCAUCCAGGAAUUUGACAUUGAGUAUCACCCAAACUGCAACUACGAUGUUUUGGAGGUCUAUGGUGGACCUGAUUUUCUCUCUCCUAGACUAGCCCAGCUGUGUAUUUCAAGAUCAGCACAGAACCCACUGCGAGUCUCCACCACAGGCAAUACAAUUGUUGUCCGUUUCAAGACAGAUGCAGCAGUGACUGGGAAAGGUUUCAAUGCCUCCUGGCAUGAAAAACCGGGUGGCUGUGGUGGUAUUUUCCAAGCUACCAGUGGUGAAAUCCAUUCUCCAAACUAUCCUGAGCCUUAUAAUAACAACACAGAUUGUUCUUGGGUUAUCCAAGUUGACUACAGUCACAGAGUCCUACUGAACUUCACGGAUUUUGACACUGAAGACCACAACUCGUGUAACUAUGACAGUGUUGCAGUAUAUGAUGGCCCCAGCAGUGAAGCACCACUUCUUGGAAAAUAUUGCGGGACACAGCAUCCUCCUCCGAUCACAACCUCCAGGAAUGUAAUGUAUGUCCGACUGCGCUCCGAUACAACCAUCCAGCACAGAGGUUUCAGUGCUCGCUUUACUGAAGCAUGCGGAAGUUUUAUCGAGUCAGAUUCAGUUGGGGCAGCAAUUUCCUCUCCUCUGUAUCCUGCCAAAUACCCAAACAAUCAGAACUGCAGCUGGAUUAUUGAGGCUCAGGAACCAUUUAACCACGUUACACUCUCAUUCACUGACUUUGAUAUUGAAAACAACAGGCAAAACUGUACGACGGAUUUUGUAGAGAUUUUGGAUGGGAAUAACUACGAGGCUCCUCUUCGAGGCCGUUACUGUGGCACUACUAUGCCACAUCCUAUCACUUCUUUUGGUAAUGCCUUGGUGGUGAACUUCUUCUCCGACAACAACAUUAACGCCAAGGGCUUCCAUGCCACCUAUGCUGCGUCAUCAUCAUCCUGUGGGGGUACUUUCCACAUGGAGAGAGGAGCUUUCAGCAGCCCUGACUAUCCCCAGCCGUACCCUCUCGACACCGAGUGCGUCUGGAAGAUUCUCAGCUCCCCUGGCAACCGGCUCCAGCUGUCCUUCAUAGCAUUUCAGGUGGAACAGAGCAAUGGCUGCACCAAGGACUACCUGGAGAUUCGGGAAGGCAACGAAACAGGAGUGCUGGCAGGACGAUUCUGUGGUGACUCCUUGCCCUUAAAUUAUACAUCUACUGUUGGACAUGUCCUGUGGGUUAAAUUUGUCUCAGACAGCUCAGGCACUGGUGGUGGCUUCAUGGUCACAUUCUCUCACUUGUAUGGAAAUGACAUUGUGGGAAAUAGAGGACAAAUAGCUUCACCACAGUGGCCCAGAAGUUACCCUCACAAUUCCAAUUACCAGUGGCGGAUAAGUGUAAAUGCUUCACAAGUUAUUCAUGGUCGUAUCCUGCAGAUGGAUAUCGAAAAUCAUGACAGAUGCCAUUAUGACAAGUUAAAGAUUUACGACGGGCCCAGCAUCCACUCUCGUCCCAUUGCAGCGUACUGCGGCACAGCCCCUGCUUCCUUCGCGGCCUCUGGCAGCUCCCUGACCGUCCAGUUCCAGUCAGACUCAUCUGUGAGCGGAAAGGGCUUUCUUUUGGAGUGGCAUGCGGUGGACAGUUCUCCUGCUACGCGCACCGUUGCUAGAGGUGCAUGCGGAGGGACUGUGACAACUGAGGAAACACCUUCAUUCCUCUUCUCACCGGGCUGGCCCAUGAAUUACAGAAAUUUUGCUGACUGUGUAUGGCUUAUCAGAGCUCCUGGAUCCACUGUAGAGUUCAAUAUCCUGGCCUUAGACAUCGAAUCCCACAGCUCAUGCAACUAUGACCAACUUACUAUUCGAGAUGGAGACACUAGUCUUUCUCCAGUGUUGGCUACUCUAUGUGGACGAGAACCUCCUGGGCCAAUAAGAUCAACUGGAGAGACGAUGUUCAUCCACUUCAUGUCAGAUUCAAGUGUCACUGGAGCUGGGUUUAAUGCCUCCUAUCACAAAAGCUGUGGAGGCUAUCUGCAUACAGGCAGGGGUGUGAUCACAUCCCCCAACUACCCUCAAGACUAUGCUCCUAAUCUGAAUUGUUCCUGGCACGUACUGGUAACCUCUGGAUUUAUCAUUGCUGUCCAUUUUGAACAGCCUUUCCAGGUGAAGACAGAGGAUGCUUCCUGCAACCAUGGGGAUUACGUAGAGCUGAAGAAUGGAUUAGAUGCUGCUGCCCCACCUUUGGGGAAUGGAUGGUUUUGUGGAAGCAGCCCCAUCUCUACCAUGUACACCACAGACAAUCAGCUGUUUGUCCACUUCAUUUCUGACAGCAGCAGUGAGGGUCAAGGAUUCAAACUGAAAUAUGAGGCUAAGAGUCUAGCUUGUGGAGGGAAUAUUUAUAUCAAUGUUUUCAACCCCAGUGGAUAUACAUCUUCCCCCAACUAUCCAAGCAAUUAUCCCCCGCGUGUUGACUGUGUCUGGACCAUAACUGCUCCUAAUGGCCAUGCGGUAGAGCUGCAAUUUGAAGAUCAGUUUUACAUUGAACCUUCACCGAACUGUACAUUCAGUUACCUAGAGCUACGCAAUGGUGCCGACUCCAGCGCCCCUGUCCUUGCCAAGCUGUGUGGAGGUUCGAUGCCAGGCUCACAGAGAUCCUCAGGACCUGUCAUGUAUAUGAGGUUCAGGUCGGACAGCAGCGCGACACAUGUGGGAUUCAAUGCUAAAUACUCCAUCGCUCCCUGUGGUGGGACAGUGAUGGGACAAACUGGCACCAUUGAAAGUGUGGGGUAUCCUGACCUUCAUUAUGAAGAUAACCUGCUGUGUGAAUGGUUUCUGCAAGGACCCAGGGGCCACUAUCUUACCAUCAGAGUAGAAAGCCUAGAUAUUCAAAACUCCUCUGAGUGUGCAAGCGAUUUUGUGGAGAUCCGAGAAUACAACGCCUCUGGAAAUUUAUUGGGUAGGUACUGUGGUAAUACUCUCCCUGAUGCUGUGGACACCUCUGACAGUUUUGCUUAUGUCAAGUUUGUCACUGAUGGAUCAGUCAAUGCCCGAGGAUUCAGACUGCGCUUUGAUUCCAGUGCUGAAGAAUGUGGUGGAGAUUUUACUGCCCCUGUUGGAACAUUUACUUCGCCCAACUAUCCCAACCUAUACCCACACAAUCGAGUAUGUGAGUGGAGGAUCACAGUGGAAGAAGGCCGACGUGUCACCCUAACCUUUAAUGAUAUGAAAACUGAGGAGCACUGGAGGUGCUCAUUGGAUUAUGUGGCUGUUUACAAUGGCCUCAGACAGAAUUCCCCCCGGCUGGCCAAGCUAUGUGGUGAGAUAAAUCCAGGCACUCAGGUGAAAUCCUCUGGAAACACAAUGAAAGUGAUUUUGGUGACGGAUAUGUCCGGUACAACCAGAGGCUUCAGUGUCUCAUACACGUCUCGUGAAGAUGCAGUUUGUGGUGGAACCCUUACUGGAUAUGCAGGUGGGAAUUUCUCUUCUCCUGGUUAUGAUGGUGCUAAGAAUUACACAAGCAACCUGAACUGUGAAUGGACCAUUGAAAACCUCUCCCACUACAAUUCAUCCAUAUAUAUCUCCUUUGAGGAUUUCCACUUGGAACAUCACCAGGACUGCCAGUAUGACUACCUAGAGUUACGAAUAGGGGAUGCUGAUGGCGAACUAAUAGCCAAACUCUGUGGCCAGGCCACACCAUCUGUGCCACUAGUAAUAGCUGCUCCCAGGAUCUGGGUACACUUUGUGAGUGAUGAAAACACAGAAGAUAAAGGAUUCUCAGCCCAUUACACGUUUGAAGCCUGUGGUGGUAUACAGUCAGGUGAAAGUGGAGUUAUCUCAAGUCCUAACUACCCAGAGCCUUAUAGCAACCUGAACCGCUGCUCCUGGCUGUUGGAAGCCCCUGAAGGUGAAACCAUCACUCUUACUUUUACAGCCUUCCACCUUGAAAGUCACUCACUCUGUAAGUGGGACUCUCUUACUAUCCUGAAUGGUGGCUCUCCGGGGUCUCCUGUCAUAGGACAGUAUUGUGGAUAUACAUCGCCUGGGACUAUUCAGUCUGGUUCUAGCAAGCUAGUUGUGAUCUUUAACUCUGACCAUUCAGUGCAAGGAGGUGGCUUUUAUGCAACGUGGACAGCAGAACCUCUAGGAUGUGGUGGAAUCAUUCAUUCAGAUAAUGGGGUGAUCAAGUCUCCUCAUUGGCCUCAAAACUUUCCCAUAAACACCAGAUGCACGUGGACCAUCAUUACACAUGAAAGCAAACACUUGGAGAUGAACUUUCACAGUAUCUUCCAGAUCCCAGAUAGCAGUGGAAGCUGCCAGAGCAGUUAUGUGAAGGUGUGGAGAGGAAAUGGUGAUGAAGAAGAGGCUUUGUUAACCACAGGAUGUGGAAGUUCAGCUCCUGACCCUGUUGUUGCUCCAAACAAUGUGAUAACUACAGUAUUUCAGUCUCAGGAUGCUCCUGGGCAAGGUUUCUCUGCAUCUUUCAUAAGCAGAUGUGGAGUGAAUUUCACUGGCCCCGCAGGUCAUAUUGUAUCUCCUAACUACCCUAGUCAGUAUGACAACAACUUGAACUGCAGUUACGUCAUUGAUCAGGGACCACAGUCACUGGUGGUCCUAGAGUUUGAGACUUUCCACUUGGAAGCCCCAGCACUCUUAAGCAGAAUUUGUCUUUAUGAUGGAGUAAGCAUUUUCAGUGGGACCAGAGUUACCCUGCACCCUCUCAUCACACUUUGUGGCACUGAGCUCCCUGCCCCAGUCAGUGUCUUUGGGCCGAUGCUGCUCUACUUCUACACCGACUCCCACAUCGCAGGCUUUGGAUUCCAGGCCAGAUACAGAGCAAUCGUAUGUGGUGGCAUUUUCAAUGGCUCCGUUGGCAUUAUCAGCAGUCCGGCCCAUUCAGUUCUAGAUUAUCACAACAACAUGAACUGCUCAUAUCACCUCACAGUUGGAAAUGACAAAGUCGUGGCCCUCAAAUUCAACAGCUUCCAGCUUGAAGUGUCUCCCUCCUGCUACAAAGAUUAUGUGUCUGUAUACGAUGGCUCAGACACCCAUGCUCCUCUCCUCGGGAAAUUCUGUGGGUCAGAACUGCCUCCAAAUAUCAAGAGCUCCAGCAAUAACUUGUUCCUGGUGUUUAAGACUGACUUCUCUGGAGUAGCUGGGGGAUGGAAAGCAUCUUUCAGGGAGACCUUAGGACCUCAGCAUGGCUGUGGUGGUUACUUGACAAAUUCAGCUUACAGCUUUGGCUCUCCAGUCUCCAACAUGAAUGGAAGAUAUGAGAAAAAUCUGGAAUGUGUAUGGAUCAUAACUGCACCUGAAAACAAAUUGAUCAAUCUCACCUUCACUUCAUUUGCCCUUGAAGCACAGUCUGCUCGAACUUGCCGAUACGAUUAUGUCAAGCUAUAUGAUGGAGAUAACGAAAAUGCCAAUUUAGUUGGCACGUACUGUGGAUCUAUGGUGCCAGCUCCUUUUCUAUCUACCAGUAAUUUCUUGACUGUGAAAUUUAUCACAGAUAAUUCUGUAGAAAGGGAGGGUUUCAAUGCUACCUACACCACAGUGGAUCGACUAUGUGGAGGAACAUAUAAUGCAACUUCCACCUCCCUGACUGCAACGUCACCUAACUUCCCGAAUGAAUAUCCACCAUUUACCCACUGUACGUGGAUCAUUGAUGCCCCUCCACAGCAGCAAGUCAGGUUGGUGGUAGAGGCCUUCCACCUUCACUCCAACCAAGACUGCUCUCAGAAUUACCUAGAGCUCCAAGACUCACCAAUGCACAGCCAAGGAUCAGCCCAUAGAUUCUGUGGCACCGAAACUUUUUCUGUCCCUGAAUUUUAUUCUUAUGACCGCACUGCCAUUGUGACUUUCAAAUCAGAUGAAUAUAUGAUUAACAAUGGAGUUAGAUUUACCUAUCAAGCUACAGGUUGCAGCAGAGAGUAUAACCAGUCAUUUGGUUAUCUGAAGAGCCCUGGCUGGCCUGGUCAUCACCCCAAUAAUAUAGAUUGUUCUAUUGUUCUACGAGCUCCACUGAAUCACACAAUUUCUCUCUUUUUCCAUGCUUUCAGUCUGCAGGACAGCAUCCAAUGUUCACAUGACUUCUUAGAGGUCAGAAAUGGGAGUGAUGUGCAGUCACCGAUACUUGGCAGGUUCUGUGGAAACACUGUGCCCAGUCCCAUCUUCCCUAAAAAUCAUAUUGUCUACCUUCGUUUCAAGAGUGAUACUUCAGUGGCUCAUGAUGGAUAUGAAAUUACCUGGACUUCAUCAUCAAGUGGAUGUGGAGGAACACUGUAUGGCAGUACUGGCUCAUUUGCAAGUCCCAGCUACCCUGCAACGUACCAGAACAAUACUGAUUGUGCGUGGACCAUUAUUGCACCCAAGGGACGAAUUGUCACAGUGAACUUUGAUUUCAUCAGCAUCGAUGACCCAGGCGAUUGCAGUAGCAACUAUCUGAUCCUUUACAAUGGGCCAGAUGCCAGCUAUCUGCCCACCGGGCCAUACUGUGGGAUGGAUACAAACAUUGCACCUUUUACUGCUACAUCUCAUCAAGUCCAUAUAAAAUUCCACGCUGAGUAUGUGACUUUACCAUCAGGAUUCCAGUUAAGUUGGACAAGCUAGAACACCAUUUAUGAGAAGUACAUUCCUGUUCCUUGCUGCACUGAAGAAACUUUAGAUCAUUAAGUAACAGUUUGAAAUCUGAUUAUGAUCAUACAACUAAAGUAAGGCCUUUAAAAAAUUACUGUGAGUACAGUUUUUAUGAAUUUAGAGUUCUGGCAAACAAAUAUGAUUUCCUAUUGUACUGAAAAUAAACUAUUAUCUACUGUGAAACUGUUUCACAGUACAGUGAAACUGUGCUUUUGUUAAUAUUUGAAACAAUGCUUUUCUUAUAUUCUUCUAUAUAAAUUCAAAUGCUUUAUAGGAAUGUGCAAAAAAGUUCUACAUUUAAUAUUAUAAAAAAUUAAUUAGCUAGGAGAAAAACACAAAAUACUCAAUAUGAAGUUGAUAAGAGGAGUUAAGAUACAAAGCUGUCAUUAAUUAGUUCUAGGGAGUUAUGUGGUUUUGUCCCAAGGCAACUUUGAAAGUAUCAGGUAAAUUAAAAUAAAAUCAGAUAUGGUUAAAAAAUUGCCCUGUCCUACAGCCAUUUACAUAGAUAAUUUUUUAAAAGAACUUUCUGUAAUAAUGCAUGUUGUGAAUAAGAAUCUGAGUGAAUAGAGUACUCAAGCAUGGUACUAAAACUUAACUAUAUCUAGAAGCAAUGUCAGAAUCAGAGCUCUUUGUUCACAUCAGUGAUUGUAUUUAUUGAGUUCUAAUAUCUUCAGGCUUCAAAAUCUAUUUUAGAAUUGAAUUUAUAAGAAAAUUAAUGAGACUUUUAGUAAAUAUUUCACCUUCUUAGACAACUUAUGGGCAACUUCCUAGGCAUUUGUAAAACAGAUACAACUUCUGUAUAGGACAGACAUAAAAAUAUUAAUUGACUUUUGUCUACAUCUAGUUUGCUUCUUCCCCAAACUUCCGUGUCCCUCUGACUACAGUGGUUUCUCAUAUCAUGUGUAAAAAAUGUUGUUCAUGGGGUGUGCAGAGGAUGCUGAUUCCUAGCAUGAAACAAUUUUUGUCACAGCCCAGAAAAAAAUGACAGAUUAAUUUCCUGAGUAUUACCUGGAAUGCAGAGGCAAGCAGAAUUUACAUUACAGCAGAGAAACACUGGCAGAUCUGUAAAGGGAAAAUGUAUUUUUCACUUACUACUAUUUUCUAUGGGCCUCAUCAGAAUUCUGACUUCAUAAGUAUUAUGGAAGAGUCACUCAAAACAAAGUUAAUUACUUAAGGUUACUGUUGCAACAAUUGGUUAUAAAUAACAACAUUAAAGUGUUAAUGGCAGUUUUAACAAAAUCGAGGAAUUGUCUGAAGAUUCCCCAGUGCUGAAAAAGGCAUCAUUCCACAAACUUAAAAAAAGUUUAUAGUGUUUGAGAAGCCAUCCUGGUUAUAAGAAAAUGUGGAAAACAAACAAAAAAGGAAGUAGAUGGCAAGAUAUAAAACACAACUCAAAAUGAUCUGGUAUUAAGUAAGAAAGAGAGAAAUCUGUGAACUACCGCUGUCCAACAGAAUUCAGUGUAAGACAGCAUUUUAGAUUCUUCCAAGCACCAAGAAAGAAGUGUAACAUGGAAAAAGGAGAAAUAUCUGUAUUUGGAGCAAACUGGGUGACAUUUACACCCCACUGAGCUGCUGGCAGAAUAGAAAAUGACUAUUUCUAAUACGGGAAGAUAUAAAAGACCAUAUAGUCAAAUUAAACAUUUUCAGAUCAGUGGACCGAGAAAACUUUUGCUCAAGAGCCCAAGCCAGACUGCUUUCAUAUUAACAAUCAAGGAAUGAUACAAUCCUUGUUCAUAAAGUUUAUUCAAAACUCCAUACAGGAGACAGCAAGCAGUAUGGAGAAGCAAGUGAUCUGAACUGCCUAGAUAUAUAGAUACAAAAUAUACUGUACAGCAAAAUGCAAGCCAAUGCAAAGCGCACUUCCCACUGUGCUGUUCAAUACAGAAGAGCUCACCUGUUUGGCUGGAUCCCUGUAAGACACUUGUCUCCCAAUCCCUUUGACUAUGUCUACACUGCUACAUAAAAGAAGGCCAGGGUCCAAGGUCAAGUGCACAAACUGAUUCACAUCCACAUUGCUUAGGGCUUGCUUCACCUAAGAUUUGUUUUGGAGAGAGCUGGUUGGAGCUGCUACUAGCAGAUCCCACUUCUAUUUACCUGCACGGACACAUCCUUUAAUACCAUAUUCUCAAAUUGGCCCAAGUCUUUGAAGAGGCACAUUGGUCAUUUGUGGAUAGACAAGCAAUUUCAUUUGAGAUUUAGGUGCAUGUUCAAGAGUUCCUGUGCCCCAAUGUUAAGGAUUGUCACAUUCAUGCAGUUGGAGAGUCUUAUGUGUCAGAUCAUCCAGAAUCAGCUUUAUCAGUAAAAAUGGUUUACAUAUAAAAUAAUGUGUAUUUAAAAUAGACUAUCAGUAAUAGAAUAAAGUAAAGAACAAAUGCACCGAUGGAGAUUCUUGUUGGCUGCUUCAGCUUCUUAACUAGCUUGCUACUUCCUUCUUCUUAGUUCAAACUGAAAUCUCGCUGUAUUAGCUUAACAUGAAGUUCCUUUUGCUUCUAAGAAGGAGUAGAGUGGCUCUUGCCUCCUAUUUUUAUUUCUCUUGUUGAUGGUGGGAGGGAAGGGGACAGAACAAAAGCUACUACUUUUUGCCUAUAUCAUUCUAAGUCAGAUGAUCAUAAAUUUGCUUACUUUCUGUUUUCCCAUGAAUAGGCAACAGAAUACUGCACAAAAUGUCAGGAGAUACGAUCACACUUUAAGGUCUUUUGAUGAACUUUUCUGCCUUGCAUCUUACUUAGGACAUUCCUGGUUUUAGAGUGAUUUCCUCUUUUGCAGCUUUCUUAAAGUUCACUGGGAAAACCCUAUCAUCUGUCAGAUUUUAAGAAAUAUUAAAUGUAUAGACAUUUUACUAAUUUCAUAACUAGGUUUAAUGUAAUACCCAAACACUACACUACAGAUGGUGAAAUUGAGAAUGGUCUACUUAAUUUAAAUAACAUUUUCUAAGAACCUGGACAUUCCCUUAGUUAGAAAGGAUAAUGCUUCUAACUUAUUGCUGGAUACUAAGGAGAUACGGAGACACCCAUCUCCUGUCCUCUGAACAUUAGUAAGCACUACACUGUCUUAGUAACAUCACUAUGGGGAGUCUUUAAAAUACAAAGGUGUAAUAUUUAUACUCUUAUAACACUUCUACAUUUUUAGAUUGAACACACCCAGCCUCGGCUCCCUAAGUAUUUUCAUAACGGCAUAACAUUCCCACUUUCAUUGUGACUGCCACAUCUCUACCUUGUACAGCAGUCUACACACCUUGUUUAAGCCCAGUUGGCUUCCUGUGGUAGAAUGUUUCUAACAGAAAAGUGUCUUUAGUUGGCCCUUAGCUUAGCCUGGGUUUUUUGUCUUGAGAUUUUGUCUUCUGUCUGUCUGUCUCACUUUACUGCUCUCUGGCUGCUGUGGCCCAUUUCAGGUACAAAGCUAUAACAGAACUGUAUUUGUUAGGCUGACACACAUUUUGUCUAACUGGCUGUAACAGCAAAAUGCUCUCUCUGGGAGCAGUCGGAUAGUCCUGCUGAGUGCAGUCUAGCUGGGUGCAAUCAGCAACGGUGAUUUGGGCAUGUCUUGCAUGUGACUGUCUUGUACCUGCAAGACUUUGUUUCAUUUACCUGAAACAAACAAAGUAAUUAAAAGACACACCUAAGAUAAUGUUCUACAAUGUCUAUCCCUCCAAAUUACAACAAAAAGAGCAAUCAUACUUUAAAAUUAAAAUCAUAUUGAACACUGAUCACACCUUUUGCGGGAGGAAUUAUGCCUUGUUAGAACUGCGUCAUGUCCUUAGGGAUAAUGAGUCCUCCAGGACAGGUUAAACCUUAGCCUUGCCAGGAGUAAAACUGACAAAUAUACUUAACAGAAAUGUGUAGCGGUUUUAAUGAAUGAAGUUCAUUAGUGGCUUUUUGAUUGAGACUGAUAGCAGUGACACAAAGUUUAGUUUACUGAAGAACGAUAUAUUGGCCUACCCUAGACUGGCCUACCUAUGACUUUGUGAAUAGUAUUUAGGUACAAUCUGGUGACCUGUGAUGUACAGGAGGCAAGUUUCGGUAAUUUGACCUUUAGCCUUAAGCUCUAUAGGGAAUCUGCUAGUUUGUUGAAAUCUGUAUUUCAGAAAGGUUGAUUUCACUGAGAGAAAAAUCAUGUUUCACAUUGAAACAGAUUAAAUGUUUUCUGACAGUUUUCUGAUACAGAUAAACUCCUGGUCUGUACUUCAGGACAAUGUAGUUGGUCUUUCUGUAUGGCUUUCUGUGAUAAUGUCCAACAAAUUUUAUAAAAUCAUUGAACUUCUGCAGUAAAAGACUAAAGAACACUAUGAGUAAGAUGAAUGGAAAUGUAUAAUAAUAAAUUUAAAGAAAUCCAACACUAACUAGUGGUUGGUGUACCUUUAAAUGUUACAAAUACUGUGGUAAAUGGUUCAAAUACAAUACAAUACAAAUUUUAAGUGAGUAAAACACAUGAGUUUCUUUAGAAAAAAUGAAAGCCCAGCAGAGAAUUUAUGCUUAGGAAGACUGUUGAAUGAAGCAGCUGGUACAAGGUUCAAUUGAUCUAAUCCAACUGACUCUUUCCAAAAAUAGUCAAAGUCUAAAAUUAGAGUAAAUUAUCAAUCCCAUUUUUUAAAAAAACAGGAACAAAGUAACCCACAGCUGUCCUCUAACAUUUUAUGCGAGGAAUCACAACAGAAAUACCACUGCAGAAUUAUUAAAGGGGACGUCCUUAAAGGAGGGAGCUGUUACUGAGCCAUGUUUCUGUCUUGGAAGGUAAGGUGUGAUUUAAAACACGUUUUGACUUGCUUUUAAAUGACUGUGCAGCAAAAUCAAACAGGAACAAUUAAACAAAUAGACAAUUUAAAAAAUUAUUUCAAGAAACUGCUAUGUGUUAUUCAUAGCAUACAAUACAAUUAAGAAGACAAAAUCUGUUUAAUAAGAUUUAUGAUUUUAUUUUGCAAUACCGCCUUGAAUACUUUUGUUUUUAUGCCUGUGCACAUGACUAUUUUAUAGAUAAUGUGGGAGUUCUGAAUACUGCACAUCUGCAUUAUAUUAUCUGCAUGACUACAAACAUCCCCACUGUAAAUGACAAAGCAAAGACAAUGAAUAUGCAUGUUUUUUCACUUUCCAGGGCCUGCACCUUUUAACUUACGUGCAAAUCUUUUUCUGCAUGUUCCUACAUAUAUAAAUAGAUUUAUUCUUUAUUUAUAUUCUUUAUUUAUUCUUUAUUUAUAUCUAGUUUAUGAGACAGUUACAUACAAAUGGUAAGCACCCCAAAUUUCAAAUAGAAUUUGAAAAACAAGCACUAAAAGGUCUACAACAUUAUUUUUAAAAAGUCUUUCUGUGUGGUAGGGCUAUACUUUAUAGUAAAGUAUAGUAAAUGAGAAGUAGUAGAAGAAUGGGAUUGUUAUGCCUAUAGUUACUCGAACUAAAGGGGGGACAAGAUAUACAGUUAAUUUGCUAAAAAAUGUGCUCUGGUCAAUCCAAAACAUUAGCCAAUGUUAGUUAAAUUUACAAAGCAAUUUUGGCUGAAAAACAGUUAUCAGCAGGUUCGUAAAGCAAAGGAGGGUGUAUCUGAGCUUCCCACAAUUACUUAAGAUAAGUUUCCAGGCACCAGAAUUAAGUAUUUAGUGUAAUUAUUCAUCAGCUGCUAAUCUAAAACCACAGAAUUAUUCUGCAGUCUUGAUUAAAAUGAAGUUUAAUGAAAAUGAAUAGCACUGACUACUCUUCAUAACAACAACAACAACAACAACAACAAUAAAGGAUUACUAACAAAUAAAUAUUUAAAAUGUUUGGUAGCUGAUAAUAAAGUAGAGGACAUAUACUAAUAGAAGUCUGUUUCUAUAAGGCAAGGAUCAGUGAAAUAGAAAAUUGUUUGACAGUUAUCAUAAUUAAUUGCUGUAACUAUGAUGGGUAAAAUUUUAGCAGCAUUGCCAAGAAUUGUACCCCUGGCUUUGUAGGUACCUGUAGCUAUUGUAUCAUUUUGAUCAUAUGUUAACUCUGUAUUUAAGUUGAUUGUUAUGACAGCUUUUCUUGGAGGGAAAAAGGUAAAAAUAGAGUAAUAAUGUAAAAUCGCAUUUCCCUGGUUAGAAGAACUAUAUAGCACAGCCACAGCAAGGGCAGUGUGCAAGACUCUCUUUCCCUUGCUUUUUCCCAGGGCUGUGACCAUCAGUGACUGGAGGAGACUGGGAGGAAAGGAAGAGCAGCGGAAGGCAAAUCUCAGUCCUAGCUGCCUUGGCCUUUCCUCACAGUAGAGACUGGAGCAGGCUGUGAGGAAUGAGUGCUGAGAGUCACUUUUCUCUCCUCUCAACACCAUGUUGGCAGUGGCAGGUCUAUCAUACUAUUCUGAGCAUACAUCAGCCUCACACAUUCAUUGAGUUCAUGGAAAAUCUCACUUCCCUUCCAGGGAGAAAGAUAAGGCUUUAAUUAGAGCUGCAAAUUAGGCAGCAAAAAGGCAUUAUGUUGCAAAUAGAAAUGUAUGACCUGCUAAAGGACACCUCCACCUAGAGCUGUGCUCUCACUAGUGGAUGGAAGUAGAAAGGGGGUGGAGGGCACCUACAGGUCAAAGAACCAUGCACUGUCACUAAGCACAAAGAGAAGCUAAGAAGUGUGAGUGAAGCAGGCACCAAAAUGUUAGAGUUGCUCGGGCGUAGUGACAGAGCAGUGACAAGCUAGGUCUCUGCAAACUUGCAUUCAAUUCCCUAUAUGAUGUCCACCUAUUUUAACCUGGUUUCCUAAGGGCAGAAGGCACAUGUCUGUCUAUGCACAUCUUUCUCUCCAAAGAAUUCAGACAUUUGCUAUGUUAACAUUUAAACCCAGUAUCAAAUUUGGAACAAAUCUGGCAGUCUUAAAAGAUAUUUUCUAGUUGUUUCAUAAACAAAAAAAUAGUAGCUGGAUAGUAAAGAGAGACCUAAAUAAGUGGCAUUCUAGAAAAGGCUUUACCAUGAGCUCAACAGCCAUGUAUUUGGUUAUGUCUCCAGCCAGGCAGUCAGCAGACUUACCAGCCUAUCAGAACACACAGCAUGUAGCUAGGUGGUAAAAAGGGAGCUGAUAGUAUUUGGGGUUAAGGGGUUAAGAGAGAACUGGGGGUACUGGGAAAAGGUGGCAGGGAAUAAAUGAGGAGAGGGAGUGUUAAUGCAGUGUCAUAGGCCCUCUGUAGGAAAUUAGUCUUCACAAGUACUAAUGCUAAUGGAACAAUUGAAAAUUAAGUUUUCAAGAUCAGUGAAUGACCUGACACUUGGACAGUGAGUCAUGCAUACUUACUUUCCUGUUCAUUCUCAUCCAAUUGCUAUUUAGUGCUUCAUGAGGAGCUGAACAGCUUUAAAAGGAAGGACUGACAGGAUUCUCAGGAUUCUCGAAUAUAUGCCUCACUAGUGUAUUGAUUAGUGUGUUUACUCAUAUGAAAGGUUUGCUAAAGCAUUAACCAAAGUAGAAGGUGUGAUUGACAGAUGAACUGUUUACACAAGAAUAUGAUAGUAAGAUUAGGUAGAUGAUAAAAAAAAUGCAGUCCUGUCAAAAGUAAGUAAUAGGAGUAUGUUCAUUAAGCAGGAAGUAAGUGUCUAUGAUAAAAGUAGAAUGUGGACAUCCAAAUCAUGUGCAAUCUAAUAUGAACUUGUUUUGAUCGCUGCAUAAAUAGGGCAAUAGGAAGCCAUGCAAGCUUUGUAUUAGCCCUGGAGACGUGUUUCUGUGGCAGUGUCUUUUCACAGGCACGUGCGCUUUAUCUGCUUUUUGGAAUAAUUAUAGACAAUAAAUCUGGCUAAGCCCUUCCUUGC